AUGGACGCAAAGGCGUGUGGGCCCACCCCCACGUCCCCCACGAGCGCCGCAGUGGACGCCAACUCGUUCGGCCACCACACGCGCCGCGUCACAGGCGACGCGAACGACUACUCGCGAUUCAACGGCAUUGGCGCCGACUCGGACGACGACACUGACGUUGAACCGUCGGCCGCCGAGUCAGCCGCCGCCGCCGCACAGAGAACGGCGCGCACGUGCCGCAACUGCCGCAAGAGCGGCGCCCGACUCACGUGCAGCGUGUGCAGGAAGGCCGUGUACUGUGCGCGGCAGUGCCAGGCGAGCGACUGGCCGUUCCACAAGCGCAUCUGCCAGCGCCCGAAGACAGCGGAGCAGCAGACGGCGGCAGCUCCGGUCAAGACAUCUGCUGCUGCUGCUGCAUCGACAGUCGGGAGCCGUCGAGCAAAAGGGCAGAGCAGUGGCUCGACAGUUGUGGUGGCCGAAGAGCCCGACCUGCCGGCCCAAGUGCGGGGCUACACGAACGGCGUGCCGUACUUCCAUCGGGAGUUGUCCGAGGAAGAGGCGAAGCUGAUUGGCGACAUUACGCCGCAGAAGAUUGAGGCAAAGCCCGUGGCGACGGGGCCGUCGUCGUCGUUGUCGUCGACGCAACGUGGGGGAUCCGUGUGGAACAGCGCAGGGACAUUUGAAGAGCGUGUGGUGACCAAGUGGGCCGAGAACAAGUGGACCGAGCUUUUUGCAGGCGUGACGUACGUGGAAGGCAGUAUGCAGGCGACAUUGAAGGCACCGGAGAACCUCACUGGGGACGCGAGUAUCUGUGUAGUGCGGGGCAAGAAGCGGUAUCUGUUUGACUUUACUUUCAAGCUACCCUUUGAGGUCUCGGUCAGCGGUAGCGGCACUUGCAUGGGGUCGUAUACAAUGAACGACAUCUCGAACGACGAAGACUAUGAGAUAUCUUGCGCGUUGACUACAAAGCUCAGCCAAGUCAACGAGCAAAGCGCUGUGCAAGCGUUUGUCGCAAAGGCUAACAGCGGCCUACAAAAGGAGCUGUUACGGCUCAUUGGUGUGUUUGUGAACGACUUCCAACAACAGUGA
Molecule: messenger RNA, 1068 nt
Organism: Hyaloperonospora brassicae
Lineage: Eukaryota; Oomycota; Peronosporomycetes; Peronosporales; Peronosporaceae
Source: the annotation of a GenBank genome assembly